AGGAGAAAUUGAAUGUCAAAAGAAUAAAAGACAGCUAAUGAAAUGAAAUGAAAGCAAAGCAAAGGAAGUAUUCGUCGGUACCUCCUGGCACACGUGGAACAGGGCCUUUUUCAUUUCCUUGACUUUUCCCCUUUCUGUUUUACUACCCUUUCUCCUCCUCUUCGCCACCAUGAGCUGCAUGAGCCGUCGUAAGAAGGACCCUAAAAAGUCCAUGUUGUCCCCAGAUGAUGUCCAAGCUGCUGCUCGGUCCAUGACCGAUCCCAUGGGCAAGCCAACUGCCGCAUCUAGCAUGCGCACCGCUAAAACAUCUCCCAAUCUUCUCGAUCCGAACUCUGCCGCGGGCCAAAAUGGCAUUUCGGCAAGAAGGGAAUCCACCACUAGACCAGGACGAACUCCAUCUCCCAGUCGAUUGUCUGUAGAAGGUCGGACCGUGAAAAAGUCUCCAUCGCAAACUUCGCUGCGUACGCCUGCCGAGCCUCGUGGUAGAGUUCCUGACCCUCAUAAGCGUUCACCGAGCGUGGCUUCCAAUCGGUCGGCUAGCAGUACCCGUACCGCCAAUAAUUCCCCUGCGUCCACUCGCAAAUCCCCAGUUGCUCAAAUGCGUGAAGACUUUGACGCCUUGAAGCACAAGAAUGAUGAAAACUUGGAGCUGAUUGCACAGCAAAAUGCAGAGCUGGAGCAGCUCCGUCAAAAAUUGCAGGUACAAGCUUCCGAAUCCACUCCUUCUGCUGCCCCAGCCGAAGACAUUGUUCAGAACGAAGUAGUUCAAAAGCUGUUGUCUGAAAAAGAAGAACUUCUCAGAGGAAAGGAGAUGGAACUGGAGCAGCUCCGCCAACAUAUGGACCAAUUAGAGCUUGCUCAGAAGGAGGUACCAAGUAUUGUGGUCAAUGAUGGGCAAGGCGAUGUCCCAACACACGAUGAGGAGAUUCAAAAAUUGUUAUCUGAGAAGGAACAGCUUUUGGCAUCGAAGGAACAGCUUUUGGCAUCGAAGGAAAGAGAGCUUGAGGAGAUGCGGCACAAAUAUGAGAUAGAGAUUGCGGAAGCUGCGAAGCCAGCACUUGCCGAAGUUCAGGAACAAUUGGAGCUUUUGAAAUCUCAGAAUACUGAAGCUGCCUCUCGCCUGCUUGAAAAAGAAAGCGAACUCAAUGAGCUUCGUGAAGAGCUUGAAAAGUCCCGCCAUACCAACAAGGCAGAUGAAGAGCAGGAGAAACGUCUGCGUCGACUCACUGUGGACUUGGAAAAUGAGAAGCUGACCAUGAAGAAAUUGGAGGAAUUAAAUGCUCAGCUUGAGGCUCAAAAGGUGGCUCACGAGGAGACCCUAAGGUCGCAUUCCGAGACCUUGGCUCAGAAGGAUAAACUUCUGGAACAGCACGCUCAAGCUCUCCAGGAGCUGCAAGCUCAGCAUGAAGCCGCGUUUGGUGAUCUGCAGAAGAAGCAAGAGGAACAAGCUUACAACAUAAAGGAUCAGCAUACCAAUGAGAUGCGCGAAUUGAAGGAACGUUUGACUAAGGCAGAGCUCGGCCGUAACGCAACAGUGGAUGAUGAGCUUGAGCGGUUAUUACAUGAGUUUGAGGAAGCAGAGCAUGCUCACACUGUGGAAUUAGCCAACCUGGAGCAAUCGCAUCAUAGCCAAUUGUCCAACCUUCGAGAGUCACAACAAGCACAGCUCCAGGGUCUUAAAAACUCCCAAUUCCCUAAGAAUUCUAAUUGGCGCUUAAUGCCUACCGAUGCUGUCUCCUGGCCUGCCCCGCAACCUCUUUCCAUAUUGAGAAAGACGGGUGGCCCAAGACAACGUGAACGUAAGGUUGUUGCUGAUGACGAUGGUCCUGAUGUUUACCCACAAGAUCCCAAAAAGGUCCAAGUUUACAUAUCUAGCGUCAGUGGUAACGUGAAUAUCAAGAAGAACCAAGAAGAAAUCAUCCAGCUUCUGUCUACCAAUGAAGUCAAGUACGAGUUGAUCGAUGUGGCUAGUAGUGAGAAAGCGUUACAACACAUGAAGCGACAAAAUGGAACUUCUGAUGGCCGAGCCAAGGAGGUCCCCCAAGUCUUUGUGGGUGGCGAAUACCGUGGGCAAUACAAGGAUUUGCUGGUGGCCAUUGAGGAAGGCUCACUCAGUACCUUUUUGCGAGCCGCAUCUGAAGAUCGAUCGGCUCUUUUCUCUAGUAAAAGCACAGAGUUAAAGAGCUCUACAAAGCCAUCUCAAAAACCCACUACCAACUGGAAGCUUGGUAUGGAUGAAGACGAAGCUCUUUUAGAAGAAUUAGAGCAGGAACUUCGAGAUGGUAGAGUUCAUGGCAACGAACUUGACCAACUUUAGUUCACUGCCCCUCUCCCGAAGCUUCGAUAGAUCCCCCUCCCCGUUCGUACCCCUUUUGUAUUCUGUAUCAUUACUAUAAUGUACUACUGUAGCCAGCCAGUUAGUGUUUGACAACAACAACCACGUUGAGAUUUCUUUCUUUUAUAAACCAUCAUUACUAUAGUCUAAGUCUUUAAAGCUUGCUCUUAUCACUACCCACGACACCGAUCAAGAAAGGCUUUGCAACUGACUCGAGAACAGCAUCAUUGUGGAAGCUCUUGAACUGUGCCGUAGCAUCCUUGCCAGAGCUCUUGAGGAGGAUCUUCUUACCGCCUUUUAUAAAAAUCUAUUAGUUUCCAGACGAGUUUGUUCGCUACAUUCCGAACGAAUCCAAAGUCU
Messenger RNA from Umbelopsis ramanniana AG, 2695 nucleotides. RefSeq lists its product as uncharacterized. The transcript is spliced from 6 exons. The record is from RefSeq and is a predicted model, not a curated record. Gene Ontology annotation, cellular component: cytoplasm. NCBI's taxonomy places the organism in Eukaryota, Fungi, Mucoromycota, Umbelopsidomycetes, Umbelopsidales, Umbelopsidaceae. Bases 170 to 2317 code for a protein of 715 amino acids.